CCCUCCCCCUCCUCUGCCCCCUCACUCGCCCGGCUUCCUCUCUCCGCUGCCGCUGCAGCUCUAAGACUCCAGGCCUGCCGCCGGGCUCUGCCGGCGUCCCCCGCCCCCAGCCUCUCUCCUGCCUCCUGCCGCCGUGCCCGCCAUGAAGGGCGGCGAGACCCUCGGAGCCCGCGCCGUCUUCCUCUUCACGGCGAUGUGCAUCGUCGGGUGGAGCUGCGCGAUGUGCACCUCGAGCUGGGUGUCCAAGAAGAACCCGUACUACCGCCUCGAGGGCGGGCUCUUCGAGCUGCAGCUGAAGACGGGCUACCUUGGCUCGCUGGCCGCCGCCCUCAUCGACCCCGUCACCGCGAACGCGAUGUCGUGGGUGAACUCGCUCGUGGAGAAGAAGUACAGGCUGGACGAGUUCCGCGAGCACAUGUGUGCCCUGCCGAAGGUGCCCAAGAUCACCGACAACGCGUGCAUGGUCUCGCAGUUCCUGCAGUUCGCGUCCUGGGGCCUCGUCCUGGCCGUCGUGCUGAGCUUCGUGGCCAUGCUCGCUGGCGCGGCCCUGCUGUACCGGUACGUGUACGUGAGGCCGAAGGCCGUGCUGCGCGUGUGGACGCGGACCCCCGGAAUCGCGUACGCGCUCGCGCUCCUCCUGCAGCUCGGCGGGCUCGCGCAGUACGCAUGGGCGGCCAACCUGGUCGUCCAGAUGUACCCCCGCACGGGCGGUGCGCACCUCGGGCACAGCGUCGUCUUCGGGGCCUCCGCCUCGCUGGGCUCGGUGGCGGCCCUCUUCGCGCUGGCCGUCCUCGUGGGGAAGUCCACGGAGGAGCAGUUCAACGAGGCCGUCUCCGAGCAGAAGAAGCUGAUCCGCGACGACCCCGAGCUGUACGGCUCCGCCGGCGGCACCGCGACGGGUGCCCCCGCCGAGGCCGCCGCCUACGAGGGCGGAGCCUUCCACGCGGAGAACGCCUUCGGAGCGGUCGCCCAAGAGGGCGCCUACGGCGGCGGCGCCUGCGGCGGCGGCUACGCCUACGGCGGCGGCGGCGCCUACGGUGGCGGCACCGCGUACGGCGCCGCGGGCGCCUCGUACGGGGGCGCGGGCGCCUCGUACGGCGCCGCGGGCGCCUCCUACGUCGGCGGUGCCUGCGGCGGCGUGGGCGCCUACGGCGGCGCGGGCGCCUACGGCGGCGCCAGCGCCUACGGCGGCGGCGGCCAGGGCGCUUGCGCGCCGCACGACGACUUCGGCAUCCAGCCCAGCUACGCUCCAGGGCAGCCGACUGGCUGGGCGGGUCAGACCGCGGGCGCCUGAGGGCCCUUCGGGGCGGGCAGGGGUCGUCCGAGGCCGCUCCGCGGACGAGGGUGCGCAGAA
This is a messenger RNA of Prorocentrum cordatum, 1354 nucleotides long. NCBI's taxonomy places the organism in Eukaryota, Dinophyceae, Prorocentrales, Prorocentraceae. The record is from the annotation of a GenBank genome assembly.